UGUACGGAGCUUCAUGAAGUCGCGGCAAUGGAAGAAGAGGCGGGAAUUUAGGCAGAACGAGACGAUGGCAGACGAGACCUUGGUUGAAGCGGCGCUUCGAGUCCUCAACACUUCCGAUCCCUUCGAGAAGGCCGAACUCGGCGACAAGGUAGCUUCUCGAUGGCUCAACGGCGUGAUUUCUCGCCCUUACGAUCCCUCCUCCGAUCUCGCCGUCCCCGACCGCCCCGCCAGGCUCUCUGAUGUGAAGUUGGUGUCGCCGAGUCUCAUGCCGAAGCUUGGGAAGGCGGGAAGCUUACAGAGCCGGCAGGCUAUUGUGCAUAGUCUUGUCCACACUGAAAGUUGGGCAAUCGAUUUGUCGUGGGACAUAAUAGCUCGUUUUGGGAAACAAGAAGAGAUGCCAAGAGAAUUCUUCACUGAUUUUGUUAGGGUAGCCCAAGACGAAGGUAGACAUUUUACUCUUCUUGCUGCACGACUUAAGGAACUGGGCUCUUUCUAUGGAGCACUACCCGCUCACGACGGCCUUUGGGAUUCUGCUAUUGCUACUUCCAAGGAUUUAUUAGCACGCUUGGCUAUUGAGCAUUGCGUCCAUGAGGCUAGAGGGCUGGAUGUGCUUCCCACCACCAUCUCUCGAUUCCGAAAUGGAGGUGUCAAUGAGACUGCAGAUUUGUUGGAGAAAGUGGUGUACCCAGAAGAAGUAACCCAUUGUGCUGCUGGACUUAAAUGGUUCAAAUAUCUUUGCCAGAGAUCUGGAAAACAGACGUUGGAUGGGGAUGGCUUGCUGCUGCUACAUGAACAUGGGGCUGAGGAUAAUGCAUCAUUGGAAAUGGAGAACGAAGAAAUAAUUCACAAAUUUCAUGCAAUUGUGAGAAAGCACUUCAGGGGGCCAUUGAAGCCACCUUUCAACGUAGUGGCAAGAAAAGCUGCUGGUUUUGGUCCUCGAUGGUAUGAACCACUUGCUUUCAAACCAAAUUCUACCUUGGAUCCAGAAUGUGAAUGAUGGAAAUGGAACUCAGAGUUCUUUUCCAAACUAUUGUUUUCCAGAAUCAUAAUCUCGUAUUUAUUUAGAGCAGCAUCCGAAUUCCCAUUCGGUGUUUUUAAUGUCCAGUGAACUGUUGGAAUGGUGUAUCGAGAUGUUAGAAGGUCAGGCAUCUCAUCAAGCGGUUUUUAUCUCAACCGCUCCAAUGGUCAAGGAAAUGUUGUAAACGUACUGAAACUGAUCAUCUCUACCAUCUCUCUAUACCCCUAUCAGACCUCGGUUGAGAAUAUGGAGUAUUUUUCUAGCUUUACCGUUCAUUUAAAAAAUUGUUAGAAGAUUAAACAAUAUGUUAGACGGACUUAAAUCUA
Messenger RNA from Cucurbita pepo subsp. pepo (vegetable marrow), 1344 nucleotides. Its product is annotated as 3-oxoacyl-acyl-carrier synthase-like protein (Protein of unknown function DUF455). The record is from RefSeq and is a predicted model, not a curated record. NCBI's taxonomy places the organism in Eukaryota, Viridiplantae, Streptophyta, Magnoliopsida, Cucurbitales, Cucurbitaceae.